Messenger RNA from Ostrea edulis (European flat oyster), 4211 nucleotides. RefSeq lists its product as uncharacterized. Lineage: Eukaryota; Metazoa; Mollusca; Bivalvia; Ostreida; Ostreidae. The transcript has a single exon. The record is from RefSeq and is a predicted model, not a curated record. The coding region runs from base 1555 to 2709 and encodes 384 amino acids.
GAGGUUAAAAGAAUAGAACCGAAUCCCUAUAUAAUGUGUUAUGUAUUUCUAAGAUUAAUUCUCACAACAUAUUCAGUUUUGGUUUCAACAAUUAUGCGGUAAUGUAUGUCUGUGACGUCAUAGUUACAAUUUAAACUGGUUCCCCGCUGAUUAGUGCUACACACAAACACAGAAGCGAGGUCAACAGGGUACCAGUUUAAGUUACAAUUGUGUAUACAUAGCAACAGACUACGUGGUUUAUUUGUGGUUACGGAAAUCGUUGAGUAACGAUUGUCAAACGAUCGACCUAACCACCAGGGCUCCCGGGAUUCGCGAUAGUACGUGUAUAUCAGGUACACAUGAGGAACCAGUCUACUCACUUGUCACGUUUCAAGAUGUUAUGUAUACAUGUAGAUGUCAAUUUAUUGUUGAGGAAAUCAAUUUGCGUACAUAUAAUAAUAGGUUGUCAUUCAGUGUGGUAGAAGUUGUCUUCAAUCUAAAUUCCUUAAAACGCAAAAGUAAUGAAGUUUUAAAAAGUUGAUACCUGGUUUUUAUACCACGAACAGUAAGAAGGAAGAAAAAUAUGUAAUCCAGCGAUUGAUUUAUAAAUAAAUUCUCUCUUUUUUUCUCUCUCAAAGAAUUAAUUCAAUUAAUAAUAAGGAUCAUCUAUGAAUAACAAGGGUUAAUUAGUACUGUGAAGCCUGUGGUUACUGCAUAAAACAUUGUUUUCCAACUAAGAAGCGGCGUGCGACAUUUCUCUCGUAUUUCCGGGAGUCAGUAGCUGACAUUGUGGUAACCGAUUCUCUGUAUAGCACCAGUCUCCUUUAGGACGAAAUUCUGGAAAUCCCCUUUCUAAUGAUAAAGACUUUCUGUGUAAAUGAAAAUGUCAUUUCUGAAGGAAAUGGCGAUUAAGAGCUCCUUUCACAAUAUUUGAUGAAUAUAUCAAACUCAAUGCUAUGUAGGCCUAAUUUUAUAUGUAUAGGUGUGGCGAGCACUUUGUUUCGUUUAAAAUAAAAUUCAUAAAAAUGUCCCACGCAUCAAUAAAAAAAAAAAUAGCGAGCUGGAAUUAAAUCUUAUUCCGUUCAAAUGGCGUUUAAAGACUACAAUUUUAUGACCACUGAUCAAUGAAUGAAGACAUCGUAAUAACUAUAUUGCUAAUUUUGUCUGGUUGCCAUGACAGAGAAUGACGCUGGAAUUCCCCGGUUAAGCAUGACUGAAAUGUCAGAGUUAUCUCAAGUAUGACAGGGGUUAAUCAAUUAAAUCAAUUUAAAUUGAGUUCUUUAAAAUCGCCUUGACACAAAGCUAAAAUUAGACAUGAUCAAGCAAGUUUGGGGGGCAUUUAAAUACAUACAGAUAUGAUGACUUGAUAUAUUGGAAAUGUUCGAAGACUUCACUGCGCAUGUCUUUAGGUAGAGCUAUUAUAUCGGAAGAGGUAUUGAUCUCGGGUCAGUUAUUCAAAGCCAAUUUUUGAUUGCCAGAGACAGAGCAUAAACAGAACCCAAACUGGAAUAUAAACAGAGGAACGAAGGGCUGCAUGAUUUUGUUCAUUGGAAUUUUGUUAAGCGUGGAAAAGUAAUGAAAAAUGAAGACAUGAAGCCUCCGGUAAACAACAAAGCGUGCAUGGAAACGACGAUUGCAGACCCUGGUGUAAUCCAGGAGAAAACCAAAGUCGGACGGAUCGGCGAAAAACGGAAGUUAAUUCUUCAUUUCGAUAUUCGGAACACGGUGCUAGUCGCCGAUUCUGUGACCAAGGUGUCGAUGGAACAAGCCUUAAACAGUUUUCUGACAGGAGUCGCUUGGGGUAAGGCCAACAACUCGGAGUGGCACUGGCAUUCGUACACCCCGUCCCUCACACCCCCCGCCCCCGACACCACGACCAUCUACAAAUUCUUAGAGAAGAUGCUUGUGAAAACUCCCGUGGAUCGUACCAAUCUACGAAUCGCGACCGGGGACUUCACACAAACGGCAAUGGGGGAGGGAUUCCUUCCGGUUUUUCAGGACCAUCUCCACUUGUUGAGGUGGCGCCACGAUCCCGUGGAGUUUCUCACAAUGUCCGGAAAAAACGGUAAACAGUACCACUAUAUUUUACCGUCUGUGUAUCGAGUGAUUCACAAACUGUGCGAGGAUAAUCGCAAUUUUUCUAUAGUGUUCAGAACUUAUGGGUUGGAUGCUAAAAAUGUGCUCAGUAGUCUUUCUCAUGGUUUGUCUGGAAAACAUACGUAUUUCCCCACUCCAUUGGAUAUAGAUAUCAACACAAAUGUUGGAAAUGUUUACCGAAAACCAAAUGAGUCCAUUGUUUUCGAAAUGCAGGACAAAAAGUGUAGAAAUGGGGAGGAAACUUCCGUUUACACGGGGGAUCGUGAAAUUUACACGAUGCUUAGUCAAACGGAGGGGAUAUGCGGAUUUCAGGACGAUUUUCUUUGCUGGCAGGGUAAUAAUUACCACCAUCGAAGUGCCAAACCUCUUUACAUAGAUCCUUUUGAUAAAGAUGUACAUCACAUUUUCUUUGAUGACAACAUUCGGACAUUCGAACACGACAGCAUAGUGGACGUGAGAGUGUUCGAAUCGGCUGGAGGUAAGGAGGCCAGAAGUAUAUCAAAUCAGGAAGCGGUCAAUUUCGAAAAAAUGAACAUGGUCCAGGCAGAUCUCUUGGAGGCAAUAAAAGAUUCAGAGUACUUUGUAAAAGCUGUACAAACUUGUGAAGAAAAUUACUCAAAAAUACCUGGAUGAUUUUGCGAAUAGUUGACGAGGACACGGGUUGUUUUGAUACAUAAUUACGCUACAUUUAUUUAGAAUAGAACUUAGAUGAGAUGUUGAAAAUAUGCAUUCAUGUGAUACAUUAUGUGAUAAUGGCAUUUGUUCCCGAUUCGUGGAGAACCUUGUAUAUAUCAGGCAAUAUCCCCAUAUUACAUAUUUUUAAUAAUUGCAUAUCUAUACAUGUAUUGAUACUAAACGAUGGAAAGCUGCCAGGUUUUUUUUUUCAUUAUUAAAAAAACAAACUGAUCAUUGGGGCCUUUAAAUUCCUGUGCUCUCUGCCACGUACGUAUUGGUUUACUUUUAAUUGUCGAUGUUUACACUCGGUACUAAAACGCAAUGUAUAGGAGGAUCUAGAGGGGUGUGUAGACACACACCAACGAAUUUUGUUUUCCUUAUUCCGUUGAAAUUUCAUUCCUUAAUACUUUUUCCUCAGUUUUUCAUUAUAUGUCCCGAGAUUUUGUAAACUAAAAAAAAUGUAGAUAUAUUUAAAAAAAAAAAAAAGGAAUCCUUAUCUUAACAUAAUUGGAAAGUAUAUAUAACACAGGGAAAUACUACAUACAGGCUAGCUGAAUGUUCACCGAUCGUUCUCAUACUUCAAAGUUUUAUCGAGUUUAAAUGAAUUGAACGAUCAUCUUUAAACUUUAUUAAAUACUAUUCUGUCACUUUAAAUUGUUAACAUAGCCCACGUACACGACGCAUUAGUUUCUGUGCAUAUCAAACAAAAGCUGCUCAAAGAUUGGCGAGCGUGUCUGUGUGUUUCACGACAACGUGUUUCACUUUAACAUGACGUAUCAGGGUUUUGUUUAGUCAUUGUGACAAUGUGAUGCUUACUUUGUGAUAGAAAUUGAAUAUGGUCUAUUAAAUAUAUAUGUAUUAUAAAGAGAUGUAUAUUUUAUUUCUACAUUAUUUUAUUGCAUGUAUUUAUUCGUGUACCUACGAGUUAUCGAAACUUUGUGCAAUACUCAUGUUUUGCUCUUGCUGAGUUUAUGACAUUCAAUAACUCAUUAUUUAAUUAUCUCGAGCGCUACCUGGGACUUUGGAUAGUAUGUUCAUGAUAUACUUUAGAAUUUGAUUAACGAAUUUUACAUGAAUAUACACUAUUAAAUAAAAUGUCGUUUUUCUAUUUCAUUAUUUAUUUCCCAAAAGUUCCGAAUCAACAACGUAUAGCGAUUUGUUUGUUUUUAAAUUUAUGAGGAGCAACUGCAUGCAUGGCUAGGGAAUGACGUGGAUAGCAGCUCCUUUAUUCAUACCCCCCCCCCUUAAAAUUAAUUCUAAUCCAUAUUAUUGCAUAAUUUUUCUUUAGAUCUACCAGCAAUCUAAUUCAUUACGUUCAUGAUGUAAAUGUUUGUUACCAAACACGCAAUGUUUAUGACUUUGUUUAUUAAUUUUCUUUCUUUUUUUUUAUAUUUAUAAUUUAUUCAUUUAUUUAUUUAUUUAUUUUGCAUGAUACAAAUUUAAUAAACUAUUUAAGUAUA